Messenger RNA from Psylliodes chrysocephalus, 1747 nucleotides. Lineage: Eukaryota; Metazoa; Arthropoda; Insecta; Coleoptera; Chrysomelidae. The record is from the annotation of a GenBank genome assembly.
GUGAUAAGACGCUAAGUUAACACUAACUAGAAGAUAAUUAUUAGUUCCAGUGGCCUCGCGGAAUAAUAUGGACAAAAAAAGUACGCCCCUGACUUUUUUAAAAAAAUAUAUAUGUUUGACUUUCCGUGACAGUUUAUUAUUUUUUCUCUGGUCAAAAGGUAGAUUGUGCUAUUAAAAAAAUGGUAAAAAAUUAUUCUAAUUUGGAGAUGACACAAAUGCAUUUCCUUUAUGCCAAUGGUAAUUUCGCGGAGGCCCGGCAACUCCAUCAAGAAAGGAAAAGAGGAAAAACCAGUUUUCUAUUCCCUCGAAUUCAAGAAUAGCUACCCAGAUCGUGUCCUUCUAGGCAGAAAAAUAUUCGUAAACAUUCAUCGUCGUCUGACUGAAUCUGGAAAUUUUAAACGUAAUACCUCCGUUGGAAGACCUCAAUUCGAACUGCAGCAGUUGAAAAGGCUGUCCUACUUGCGGUCAAAGAGAACUAGUACGCGAAAAAUUGGUAGGGAAUUUUUUCUCUCAACGUUUGAAUCUAUAUCAUUGGUGACUGUUUGAUUGAACUAUUUUCUUUACCAGGACAACUUAACGGACAGUAAUUAUUUACAAAAUGAUUCGUCUUUACUUCUUGAAGAUGUUCCUCUUCAAUUACGGGAACAUCAUUGAUUCAUGCAUGAUGGUGUUCCAACCCACUUUAGCAAUUGACUCGUAUUUGAAUGGAGCUUACUAAAAUCGUUGAAGAGGUUGUGGACAACAAUUCUGGCCACCUAGAUCGCCCGACUUGAACAGCCUAGAUUUUUAUUUAUGAGCAACGAUUAAAGUUAAAUUGGUUUUAUUUUAACAAUUUUUCGACAUGCAAUAAAGUGGUUUUUAUUUUUUUUCCUCGAAAACGAAGUAAGAUAAAAAAAAGUUGUUUUUUGGCAUAAGCCAGUAGCAUACAUUUUUCUGGUCAAUAUUAUUCGUGAGACUGCCCCUGCGACGCCACUGGAACUCAUAAUUAUUGUCAUCUAAUUAGUGUUAACUUUAAAUCUUAUCACAAUAAAGAACACUGCCAAAUGUCAACAAAAUCGACAAAAGGAUCUUUGAGAUAUUAAUAAAAAAAUUAUUUUUUUUUAACUAUGACCAGACCAGACUUGGUACAGGAAUGCGCCCUUGGAAUUACGACCUGUUAAGUAACACUCUGUAUAAGUAUGUAGCUGUAUUAUAAGUCAACUAUAAAGGAAUAGCAUAAAGGCAAGAAAAUUCGGCUUCUGUUUGAAGAACUCGAAAAAAACUGGUGUAGGGAAUCGAUUGUUUGUCGGAAGUCAGGUAAAUUAGCUAAAAAAAAACAACAGCAAAUCAAUCUCUUUGAUAGACCACCUAUAGAGGAAGAUAUAUUUUUUUGGGAAAUGAAACUAGUGGGUAUUUUUUUUCCUUGAAAUUUUAUUUAAUAGUUAAAUUAUGUACCAAAUAGGUCAGUGACAUUGUUUUAGAGUUACUACUGAAAUUAAGGUUUCUUUGCAAUUGAAAUGUGUCUCUUAUAUAUUUAAAUGUUUUUCUAAUUUUGACUUGAAUAAAAGUAACAUCUUCUGUAAUCGCAGCAACUGUCAAAAUAAUCUACUUUUUGUAACUAGUUACACAAAGUUGAACAUUAUGUAACUGGUUAAGAAAAUGUCAUUAUUAGGUUUGUUCCAAUAUGCGCGUAAACGAUAAUAUCGUUUUCGCGUGUGUUGAAACAGACCUAAAACCCGUCAUCACUUCUAAUAUGAGUUAAAAUUAG